Molecule: messenger RNA, 2834 nt
Organism: Anarrhichthys ocellatus (wolf-eel)
Lineage: Eukaryota; Metazoa; Chordata; Actinopteri; Perciformes; Anarhichadidae
Gene: sart1
Product: spliceosome associated factor 1, recruiter of U4/U6.U5 tri-snRNP
Exons: 1
Coding region: 374-2689 (771 amino acids)
Biological process (GO): mRNA cis splicing, via spliceosome; maturation of 5S rRNA
Cellular component (GO): U4/U6 x U5 tri-snRNP complex
Source: RefSeq, a predicted model, not a curated record
UCCUAGCAGGAAACUGUAAUAUUGUCGUUCAGUGUUCGUCUGACGGCGUCGAGAGUUGUGUACCUGAACGUGGAGCGAAGUGGUUAAGCUGGUGUGAAGAAAACAAAUAACGUGAGCCAAGUAUUUUUCCCACAUCCUCAUUCAUCGUCGAUUGACAUCGGAUUGUGAACCCGAGCUACCAUUUUUGCCUUCGCACUGCGUGAGUCGUGUCGUCCGUUAGCCACUUAGCCUCCAAAGCUAAUGUGAGCUAGUCAGCGAAGGAAAAGCAGCAGCAUUGCUCCUCCCGUCAUCAAACACACUGUGUUAACAAGAACAUUUUGAUAACAGUUGUGUUUUUUUUUAGUCACAACUGUUGUAACCUGCUUAGGAAAUAAUGGGGUCGUCCAAGAAACACAAGGAAAAGAGUCGCGACAAGGACACGGAAGAGCGCCGUCGCGAACACAAGAAACAUCGCCACAAGGACCGAGAGAGAGACGCUUCAGACCGGGAUGCGACUCGUGAUAAAGAGAAACGAAAACGCUCCAGGUCCCGUGAAAGAAGCGGACGGGACCGGAUCAAAGGCGAAAGGAGCACCGGCGAGCCACGAGUGAAGAAAGAGAAAGUCGAUCUUGGCUACGAAGAAGGCAACAAAGAAAUGGCACCCCUGUCUGCAAGCGGAGACGCGUCCCUCAGCAUCGAGGAGACAAACAAACUCAGAGCCAAGCUGGGUCUGAAGCCUCUGGAAUUAAAUGAGAACAAGAAGGAGCUCGGCACCAAAGAGGACCCAUUGGUGGCGGAGACCAUCAACCCUGUUCUCAUUAAAAAGCAGAAAGACAUGAGAGAGAAGCUUGCAGCUAUGAAAGAAAAACGCAUCCAGAACAAGAAACUGGGAAAAGUCAAGACCAUAGCAGAGGAAGACUGGCUGGAUGACACCGCUGCGUGGGUUGAGAGAAGCCGAAAUAUGGCAAAAGAAAAGGAAUUGGCGGAGAAAAGAGCCAAACUCCUGGAAGAGAUGGAUGAGGAAUUUGGUGUCAGCAGUCUGGUGGAGGAGGAGUUUGCACACCGCAAAAAGGAUCCGUACACAUCUCAAGAUCUAAAGGGACUCAAAGUGCAGCACAAGGUGGAUUCCUUCAACGAGGGCCAAACUGUCAUCCUCACCCUGCAAGACAAAGGUGUACUCGAGGAGGAGGAAGAUGUGCUGGUGAACGUGGGAAUGGUGGACAAGGAGAAAGCCGAAAAGAAUGUGGAGUUAAAAAAGAAAAAGCCUGAAUACAAGCCCUACGAAGAAGAGGAGAGUGUGGACGACAUGGUUACGUUGAAGCCCCACACUGUGCUGUCGAAAUAUGACGAGGAAAUUGAGGGUGAAAAGAAGAAGAGUUUCCGGUUGAAUACCGGGGGCUUUGCCGAUGGGGAGCGAGAGCGGGAGAUUCAAGCCAUGAGAGAGGCUCUACGAGAUCAGGCUCAGUCCUUGGACAUGCCCGCUCUCGCCAUCGCCUCGGAGUAUUACACACCUCAGGAAAUGACGGGCUUCAAAAAGACCAAACACCGUGUGAGGAAAAUCAGGAAGAAGGAGAAGCAGACAGCUGCAGACGAGCUUCACAUCGAUGACACUCGCAACACCGAUUUUGGCUCCAGGACACGCGGUCGUGGCCGCAAACAGCUGGGUGAAGAAGGCGAGGAGGUUAAGGAGGAGAGCAUAAUGAUCAGCGAUACCCCCCGAAUGUCCGACGAUGUUAGGAUGGCAGAAAUGGAGAUGAGUGACGACGAAGGCUUUACUCCUGCUGAGCCAGUUGUAUUUGAGGAGGACGAGGCCGAGCAGGAACUGCAGAAACAGCUGGAGAAGCAGAGGAAGCUGAAGCAACGGCAGCUUCUCAAAGACUCCGGGGAGAAGGUGGCGGAGAAGAUUAAAGAGCUCGAUAAAGGCGACGGUGAAAAUGAUCCUGAGCGGAAGAACAACAUUGUUUUCAACGCCACCUCAGAGUUUUGCAGAACCCUGGGUGAUAUCCCAACGUAUGGACUGUCAGGCAACCGAGAGGACCAAGAAGACAUUAUGGACUUUGAAGAGAAGGAAGAGAAAGACGAUGCUGGAGAUUCAGACUCAGAACUGGACGAGAAUAUUGGAUGGAGCAUGGUUAACCUGGAUGAAGAGCAGAAACAACCAGAUUUUUCUACAGCCUCUGCCACCAUCUUGGAUGAAGAGCCCAUUGUCAGCUCCGGUCUUGCUGCUGCCUUGCAUUUGUGCAAGAACAAAGGUCUAUUGGACACUGAAAUGCAGAAGAUAUCCCGCGUCAGAGCAACAAAAGGCGCCUUGCCCAACGACAACUACUGCAUCGAGGACAAGAUGGGCUUCGAUGACAAGUACAGUCGCAGAGAAGAGUACAGGGGCUUCACGCAGGAUUUCAAGGACAAGGAUGGAUACAAGCCUGAGGUCAAGAUCGAGUAUGUGGACGAAUCUGGGCGGAGGCUCACUCCAAAAGAAGCCUUCCGGCAGCUUUCCCAUCGAUUCCACGGCAAAGGGUCUGGAAAGAUGAAGACUGAGAGGAGGAUGAAGAAGCUGGAGGAAGAGGCCCUGCUGAAGAAGAUGAGCAGCAGUGAUACUCCUCUCGGGACGGUGGCUUUGCUUCAAGAGAAGCAGAAAUCUCAGAAAACCCCGUAUAUUGUGCUUAGUGGGGGUGGGAAAAGUAUGAAUGCAAAUACCAUCACCAAAUAAGUCUGGGGGGAGAGUGAAUUAUCUUUAACACAAGCAUACACAUUCCUUAAUACACACACAGGAUGUUUUAAGUAAAGUAAAUGCCUACUUCAUACAAGCUUUGUUGUUGUAGUAAACAAUUGUCCAAUAAAAUGAACACAAAUUA